AUGCCGUCCAUCCUGACGGAACAGGACAAGGAGACGGUCAAACGCUUCGUUCCCAAGCACACGAACAAGAUACAGGCCGUUGCUGUCGCCAAACUUUAUGUUGCAUACCCGAACAGGUCAAAAUGGACAGAUACGGGACUGCAAGGAGCCGCUGUGCUCUGCAACGACUUGGUCGGGCAUACGUACUGGGUGAAGCUCGUUGAUAUCUCGCCAGGUGGAAGGGGCGUUAUCUGGGAUCAGGAAAUCUACGACACAUGGAGUUACAACCAGGACCGUGUCUUUUUCCACACUUUCGAGCUCGAGGAAUGCCUUGCUGGACUCAGUUUCGCCGACGAGAAAGAGGCAAAACAGUUCAAGAAGAAGAUGGACGAGCGAGAGAGGAAUGCCAGCAAAUUGACCAGAGUUGCGCCUUUCAGCCUUGCCGUCGGAGCAUCAGCGGCGCCAGGUUCAACAGGAGGCGCUCAGAAACACCACGGCAUCUUGGGUGGUCUGUUUGGCCAUCGGCACUCGUCGGCACAUACUCCCCCCGAUUCGCCCCAAGCUGCACUUCCCCCUCCUCCGUCAAAUGGACAUCAGCCAAAGCUAUCUUCGGGCAGCAUCAAUGGCAUGAACGGCCGCAAGCCCAAGUCCGAGUUCGCCAUACUGGACGCGUUUGACCCGCUAUGGAGGGAGCACUUUGGUGACGAUCUGAAGGACAAGGGCCUGACUGAUGACUUCAUCCUGGACAACCAGGAGUUCAUUGUCGACUUCCUUAGGCAGGAGCAACAAUCCGCGCGCAAGGAAAGCCCGCCAGCCCGUCAGCAAGCCCAUGCUCAUCCGCCGCCACCGCCACCCCCAUCAAACGACCGAUCGAACAGCUUACGCGCCCCUCCGCCUCCACCCCCGGCACCUCCGCGCCGCCUCCGCCGCGAAGAGGAGCUGCACCACCAGCUCCGCCAGCUCCGAGACGAGGUGCUGCCAAGGCUGAGGCGCCCAUGGCACCACCCUCUCCGCCUCGUCCGCGCUUCGCCGCCCCGCCACCGCUCCCCGACGCGGGAAAGCACCAGCGGCCGGGCCUCCUCCACCGCCCAGGCCUCCAAAGACACCUGUCGACGACAAGGAAGAUUCAUCCAAUCACAGAUUUGGCGUACCGCCGCCUUUCCAACGGAGCGUUCCUCCACCCCCGGCACCUCCCAGCCGAGGGCCUGUUCCACCACCUCCUCCAUCAAGAGAGCCAGUACACCAUGUACCUCCUGUGUCCGCAAUGCCGCCCCCACUCCCUUCAAAAGUUCCUGCGGCGCCAACGGCCCCGCCUUUGCCGCCUCCCAGCACACGGCCUCCGCCUGUGUUGCCGGUCAGAGCCCCUGCUGCUCCGCAGCCGCCACCUUUGCCUUCAUCCCAAGCCCCACUGGCACCACCCCCUUUGCCUGCCUCGAGCGCACCCCCGGCGCCUCCCCCGGCUCCUCCAUUGCCUCCGCCAUCCAGUGCUGCGGCUCCUCCACCAGCACCCCCACCACCACCGCCUCCAGGUGGCCUGGCUGGCGCCCCACCAGCACCUCCGCCCCCUCCGCCUCCCGGUGGAAUGGCUGGCGCCCCGCCGGCACCUCCGCCACCCCCUCCGAACAGAGAUUCUGGAUACGCAUCAGGCGUGCCUGCCGCAGCUGCGGACCCUGGGCGUGCCGGAUUGCUAGCCGGUAUUCAAAAAGCCGGCGGUGUUGGGUCGCUUAA
This is a messenger RNA of Pyricularia oryzae 70-15, 1707 nucleotides long. RefSeq lists its product as uncharacterized. The coding region runs from base 1 to 1707 and encodes 568 amino acids. The transcript is spliced from 4 exons. NCBI's taxonomy places the organism in Eukaryota, Fungi, Ascomycota, Sordariomycetes, Magnaporthales, Pyriculariaceae. The record is from RefSeq and is a predicted model, not a curated record.